AUGAAUCGAUUGAAUAUUCUUCAUCGAGAAUGUACUCGAAUCAAAGAACAAGGUGUAUCACUCACCAAUGAACAGUUAACAACAUCUUUUGACACCAUCGUAUCCGAACUGAACAAGAACAAUUUAUUAUUUCAUGUUGCAACAAUACAAAAUAUAGUUACUUCCAUCUUAGUUUUCUCUCGCAAUAAUCGGAAAAUUUUCGAAUCGAAUCUACUCGAUCAUCAGCUUUUUUGUAUUAUUCGCGAUUCUUAUGUAAAUAUCUUAUGUCAAUGGCGAAGAGGUCAAAUACUUGAUAAUUCUUCUCGUGAAAUUUUCUCUCAAGUAUCUGUCAUGUUUGCUGAUAUUUGUUUUCGUGCUACUAAUACCGAUGUGAAUCCAUUGAAACAACUUCUAAUUCAUAAGAAUCUUAUUAAUGAACUCAAAGAAAUUCUUUCUGAAAUUGCAACAACUGGUAAACAUUUGCACGAUACCUACAUUGAAGCUAUCGAUUACAUGCUUCGAGCAAUCUACUGUUUACAGAAAGGUCGAAUCGAAAUUCAAAAGGAUUCGUUACUCUAUGCAUUACUCAUUGCCGUUGUCAAGUGUGUAUGUUCAAUCUAUUUCAUUAAUAUGUUCAAGAAAGUAAUUCGAGUGGAACAACUCGAUAAGGCACAGACAUUUCUACUUGAUACAUGCACCGAUUACAUCUGUUGGCACGAAACUGAUCAAUAUAAUGAGACAUGUCUCUUAGUUCGAACUGCUUUAUUGAGAGAUUUGACCACGUGGCUAGAGGAUCAGGCGCUCUCUUUUCGACAAUGGAGCAAAAUAGCGAUUAAAAUUAUGGGUCAAUUAUAUAUUACACUUAUUCAUGGAAAUGCUCAAGAUAACGAUACUUAUACGCAAGAUAUUCGUAAUGAUUAUUGUAAGAUGAUUGACAUCUUUUUUAUGAUUCUUGACCUUAUAAUAAAAUCGGGUACGCCCAAUGAAUCUACUAAAGCCUUGACGAAAGUUUUGACUCAAGGCCUAUAUUCACUAACAAUGACUAGUGAUUUACGAUCAUAUAUUAAAAGUAAACAAAUAAUUUCCUUAUUAUUAAAAGUGAGUAAUAUUGAAGAUGAAAUGACACAAUUUAAUGUCUAUCGUAUUUUGGCUUCAAUUAUGACUGAGGAAGAUAUAAAAACAUUAGCAAAUCCGAGUGCUAUUGCCAAUGUUUUCCUUACAUUUCUUACAAAACUUAUCGAUGAUUCAAGUAUGAUACCACGAUUUCAUAAUUUACUUCGUAGUCUUAAGAUCUUGGUUCAACAUGACCAAAUUAAAGAAAAUGUAACGAAACAAGGAAUGUUGCCACUUCUCAUUCGUUGUGCAACGCAGACUAAAUUUGAUUCUGUCAAAGCACGACAACCAGCUCUUGAGAUCUUGCUUACUCUUACAUUCAACGAUGAAGCAGCUCGUCAACUUAAACAAAACUCAGAAUUCAUUACGAAUCUGAAAACAAUAUUAACCACAUCGACUGAAUCAGGUUUGAAAAGAGUGGCCGAAAGUCUCAUUUGGAAAUUAGAAAAAGAAGAAACAGCUAUUGCAAUGUCCCAUUCAAUAGAAUCUACGAUUUACACAUAUGAUAUUAUGUUGAGCUACUCACACAGUGAUCGGGAUCUAUGUUAUCGUAUUCAUGAUCGUCUUAUCAAAGACUCUUUUCGCGUAUGGCUCGAUCGAGAUUAUAUGCACGGAGGAACGAUGAUUGCAAUGGCUAAUGCUAUUGAAAAUUCGGAAUUUGUACUUAUCUGUAUGUCAGAUGCAUACAAACAAAGUGCUUAUUGUCAAUCCGAAGCACAUUAUGCUUUUGAACGUCGAUGCUGUUUAAUUCCACUCGUGAUGAAAUUAAACUAUCGACCAGAUGGAUGGUUAGGCAUGAUAGCUACUGGAAAGAUGUAUAUCGAUUUUCCAAAACUCGGAUUCGAUAUUGCUUAUGAUAGAUUGAAAAAUGAACUCGAUCAUUGUCGAAAGAAACGAAAUCGUUCGACUUCAUCGAUGAAACCCAUACAACAUAAUGUAGCAUCGACAGCAAAAACAACAGAACUCAAGAAAUUAAUCACAACAUCCAAGUUUGACGAUCACUUACGGCUAGUUAAGGAUUAUCCACAUGAUAUUAAUCUUUGGACAAAGGACCAUGUUCAAUCAUUUCUUAUCAACGAGAAACUCGAUAGUCUGAUGCCUGUUUUAGGCAAUAUGAACGGACGUCUUCUUCAUGAAACAUACAAAAGAUGCAAAGCAAACUGGGAACCAUUAUUUCAAAUAUUUAAAUCUGAAGUGGCGGCCGACAAUGAACAAAAAAUUCUUACUAUCGAGACUUAUAUUCGUUUUCUUGACGAAAUCGAAAAGUAUAUUCCAAUGGUGCCAGAAGAUAUUUCACAGUCUUCGUCUCCAACAUCUACUGUUUGCAAUCUUAUCUGA
This is a messenger RNA of Rotaria sp. Silwood2, 2430 nucleotides long. The record is from the annotation of a GenBank genome assembly. NCBI's taxonomy places the organism in Eukaryota, Metazoa, Rotifera, Eurotatoria, Philodinida, Philodinidae.